This is a messenger RNA of Athene cunicularia (burrowing owl), 2675 nucleotides long. Its product is annotated as leucine-rich repeat-containing protein 75A-like. The record is from RefSeq and is a predicted model, not a curated record. NCBI's taxonomy places the organism in Eukaryota, Metazoa, Chordata, Aves, Strigiformes, Strigidae. The transcript is spliced from 3 exons. Bases 1 to 981 code for a protein of 326 amino acids.
AUGUGUCUCUUCUUUGGUGGUGGGGUGGUGGUGGGGAUCACUUUCUUCUUGGCUUCUUCAUGGGGACCACCAGUGUGGGCUAAUUUUAAGAUCCGUGCUAGCACUGGCUUUUGUAGCACAUCUAAUAUUGUUCCUUUACCCUGUUUUCUGCAGGAUUUAGGAAUGGAGUCAACCUCCCUGGAUGAUGUUCUCUAUCGAUAUGCCAGCUUUCGAAACCUGGUGGAUCCAAUCACUCAUGACUUGAUCAUCAGCCUUGCUAGAUACAUCCAUUGCCCUAAACCGGAGGGGGACUCCCUCGGGGCCAUGGAGAAGCUCUGCCGGCAGCUCACCUACCACCUCAGCCCCCACUCGCAGUGGAGACGCCAGGGCAUCAUGAAGAGGAAGCCGCAGUCCUGCUUGAAAGCUGUCCUGAUGGGGAAGCCUCAGGACAACACAGUGGACUUGUCAGGCAUCCCACUGACGCUGAAAGACUUGGACCGUGUCACGUCCUACCUCCAGCACAGCUCGGAGCACAUCGACACGGUGGAGCUGUGCUUCACGGAGCUGACGGACGACAUGCUGCUGCAGCUGCUGCCGGCACUCUGCGUGCUGCCCCAUCUCACCACCCUCUCCCUCAAUGGCAACCGGCUCACCAAAGCCAUCCUACGGGACCUCACUGAAACCCUGAAGGACCCCAAGAAGUUCCCCAGUGUCACCUGGAUUGACCUUGGCAACAACGUGGACAUCUUCUCCUUGCCACAGCCUUUCUUGGUCAGCCUAAAGAGACGAUGCCCUAAGCAAGGCAACUUGCCAACCAUUCUGGAGUUCGGCGAGGGUCAGGUAAGCGAUUUGGAGAGCCAAGAUGGCCUGGCUGAGAGUCAGGAGGACCUGCAAGCUGGACCAGACAAGACUGAUAACAUAGGCUUGCAGCAGACAGACAGAACAGUCGAGGUUGGGGAGUUCCCCAACUCGGAGCAAGGUGCUGCGACAGCGCAGACAUGAUGUUUGGCUCUGUGGCUCUUGGGUGGGCACAUUGAGCAAGGAUGACUUAAAACCAAGACCUCAGCACUGGAGGUCCCAGCAGAGGGUCAAGUCACAUGGUGGGAUGCUUCGGGAGUCUGGACUGCUGCCUUCCACCCGUAAGAUGAAUGUCAACUUUUUUUCUUUUCAAAGAACGCAUAAAGGUGAUCGCAUUGAAUAUUUGUAUUUUAUAAAAGCUGGCCAGGUAUUUUUAAACAUUAGUGACGUGUUGUGCUUUUUAACCUCUCAAAAAUGCAUCUCCAAGGUGGUGUAAUAAGAGGCCCUUCAAAGAGCACAAAGGGGGAGAAGAAAGGUGCCCAGACUUUGCAGGGAAGGGCUCCCUUUCCUUAGCACUGGAUCUAGCCAGACCCCAGCUGCUCUCCCACAUGUGAUAGAAGACAGCAGUCCCCCCAAAGAAGACUGCCACCAAGAUAAACCUUAAAUCCUUUCCUAUUCUGACUUCAGGAGUUGGGGAUGAAUAGCAUAUCUGCUGAGAUACAACAAAAGUCUGAUCACCCCAGAUCUGACCACCUAACCAGGGGUGUUUCUCCUAACAUGGUGAGCCAGCCCAGAGGGAGAGCUUUGCUUUCCUGGUGCGGAGCUAAAUCCCAGCCCGCAGCAUGCCUGGACACCACUCUCACCCUCCAGCCUUACCGAAAUCAUGCUGGCACUUGUGCCUGCCCAGUAUUCAUUCAGAUGUAAAAUCCAGUUUCCCACCAGCCGUGCUGCUGUAAUAACUCCAGAGCUUUUAGUGUGGUACCUGGAGCUUGCACCAGCAACGCUGAGAGUAUUUGAUCCAUUUUGGGGAGCAAUCCACAAAAUCUGGAGCCAGGGCUCAGCUCAGGCUCAUUCCCGUUGCUGGCAAAAGAGACCAGAAUACUGAAGGUUUAUAAAAUAGAAAUAAUCCUGGGGUUCACCCCUGUGUCACUGCCACUGAGGGCUGGGUGGACACAGCCAGAUAGGGAUUGUUGGGUCACUUGGCUGUGUGUGUCCAUCCCUCCCGGACCAGAAGUGCUUUGUUUCUAAAAUGUUGUUUUGGGUUUGUUGUUUUGUUUUUUUUUUUUCUAAGAGACACAGUUUUGAUUUUUAUUUUUGAUGGAAAAUGCAUCACCCCAAAGCAGCAGCGCUGGAAUGGGCACUUUGGCUUUUGAACCAGAAUUUCAUUUGAUCCUAAACCUGGGGGAGGGCAGGAAAGUGUGGAAAAAAACUUCCUCUCCCCUACAUUCAAAGGACCAAGCAUGACUCCCUUUGCUAAGAGGGAGCCCUUUUUUAUCUAUUUAAAGGCCAUCCCUGAGCAGCUUUACAGCAUCCUUUCCUGGCUCGCAGCAGUGACCCUCUGGCUUUGCUUGCUCUGGGUGCAAAUGCAGUCAGACAGUUUGGUCAUCUCUUUGGCUCUGUUCAUUUAACAUCACUGCACCAGGAAGCUUUUUCCAGAGGGGCUUCAUGCUGUCAGUUGUUGUUUCUCCUCCGUGCACAAGUAGAUAACUUAGAAGAAACUCUGCUACUCGUUUUAAUACAUUUGGCAACGUUCAGUAUGAUUUGCAUGUAUCCGAGCCUUUUUUUCUUUUUUUUAAUGCUUUUUCCAACAGGCAUGAAAAAACUUUGCAGUGAAUAAACUGUUCUGUUUAAAAUAAAGGAGCUAUCCGUAAUCAAAAUAAAUGACAAUGUUUAAUAAA